This is a messenger RNA of Nakaseomyces glabratus, 339 nucleotides long. RefSeq lists its product as uncharacterized. NCBI's taxonomy places the organism in Eukaryota, Fungi, Ascomycota, Saccharomycetes, Saccharomycetales, Saccharomycetaceae. The record is from RefSeq and is a predicted model, not a curated record.
AUGCAGGUUUUGAAUGAUAUAUACAACGGAACGCUAAACACCAUAUCUAUAACAGGUUACAACAGCGUCAAGAGCGUUGUCAUAGUGUCCUCCUGGAUGCUUAGCCCCGUGAAAUCACUGUGCUACAUGAUAGGUGGUAACGGUGCUGAUGAGACAGCUUCGAAUGGCUCAUCCAACUCAUCCUCUUCGUACCAGUUAAAGGGUGGAAUGCCAGCUACAGUUGAGCCAAGAUCCAAUCAUACUGUAAUAACACGCUAUGAUCUGAUAGACGCAGCAGAGCGUAGAGAGCGUGAAAGAUUGGAAAGGAGGAGGAGAAGGAAGUCCAGGUCUGAUAAUUGA